Alternaria atra is the source of this 663-nucleotide messenger RNA. RefSeq lists its product as uncharacterized. The transcript has a single exon. The record is from RefSeq and is a predicted model, not a curated record. Lineage: Eukaryota; Fungi; Ascomycota; Dothideomycetes; Pleosporales; Pleosporaceae. Bases 1 to 663 code for a protein of 220 amino acids.
AUGGAACCCAAUGCGCCUAGAAUCAGCUUCACGGGGGGCCUAGGGGAGUUCUACACCCUGCCACCGGACUAUCAACGACCUCCGGACAACCCUAUUCCCGAAGGCGAUGAGGGUCUGUUUGCUGAGGAAUUAACAGAUCGGCUUCGGUGGUCAGUCCUGGAUCCAGCCACGACAGCACAGAUUGUCGAACUGGACAACACCGGCACCCCUCAGUGGCGGCCUCUGCUCGGUGCGCCAAACCAUGCGCUCGCUGAAGAACCUGUCACCCAACCGCCACGUUCCCGCAUGCUCAUCGCUUUCGACGUGGUGUAUGGCGCAGAUUACUGGCUUGAUGCCGAUGCACUGGACGAACGGCCCGCACCCUUGGUGAUUGAGAAUGCAGGAGGACAGCCCAUCACAUUUGCGCAGUUCGUCAGCGAGUUGCACCGUUACGCUUUGGAGCUGCGCGAAACCAUCUUCGAAAUCGAAAAUAGGGGCAAUUCAGAUAAUGCGCGUCUCUACUGCUCUGGAGCUUCUGGGCCAAAGCGCAAAGACGCAGGGGAUCCGGACGCCUUAUUCAUGGUCUAUCUUGAUUCCGACAUGUUCACCAGUGGCCAAGAGUUUGAGCAGGACUGGAUUAGGAAGGCAGAACGGUUUGCCAAGAAGGCGGGCUUAAACUCGUAG